AGAGCAAUAACCUGGGCCAUCGUCCAGCCACAUGUUCUACCGUUUAGUGCCUCCUUUUUCUGCUGCUCCUUCUAGCAUUUUCCUGCUUUCACAUGAGUAACUCUUGCCCUGUGCAGUGGAGCCCCGAUCUGACAUCCUCAUCAUCCAGAAAGUGCCUAGAGCUGGAGCACAGCACGAGCUGGUGAGGGGAGAAGUGAAGUCAGCCUUGGAGAGACCGUCUCACGAGCAGAGCGGGAGCGGGCAGCCAGGAGGCUCUAGAAACAUUUCCACCCACCAUGGCCACAGUGGGUCCCUUUGUGCUUCUCUCUUUUGCGCUUUGCUGCUUCCCAGGUGCUGCCUUUGGAGUUGAGGUGGACUGCAGUACGUAUCCCAACACUACAAAUGAGGAAGGCAAAGAGGUGCUGGUCUGUGCCAAGAUCCUCAGCCCCAUCUGUGGUACCGAUGGAGUCACCUACAGCAAUGAGUGCCUGCUCUGUGCCAGCAACAUAGAACAUGGAGCCAAUGUAAGCAAAGACCACGAUGGAGAAUGCAAGGACAUUGUCCCUGUGGACUGUAGUAAAUACCCCAACACAACAAAUGAGGAAGGCAAAGUGGCGUUGCUCUGCAGCAAAGACCUCAGCCCUGUCUGCGGUAGUGACGGGGUCACCUACGACAAUGAGUGCCUGCUGUGUGCCCGUAACCUAGAGCCUGGAACCAGUGUUGGCAAGAAGUACGAUGGUGAAUGUAAGAAGGAAACUGCUACAGUUGACUGCAGUGACUACCCUAAACCCGUCUGCUCACUUGAGUACAUACCUGUCUGUGGCUCUGACAGCAAAACAUACAGCAAUGAGUGUAACUUCUGCAAUGCAGUCGUGGACAGCAAUGGGACUCUCGUUUUAAGCCACUUUGGAAAAUGCUGAGUAUCAUUGCUAAGAAAAUUCAUCACAGGAUCCCUGCUGGCAAAUCCCAGCUAAAGAUCUCACCUCAGUUCAUCUUGCUCUCUGGGGAACUCGGCUCACUCCUGGUUUUCUUUCUCAAUAAACCAAAUCAGCAACA
This is a messenger RNA of Falco peregrinus (peregrine falcon), 1035 nucleotides long. RefSeq names its product ovomucoid-like. The record is from RefSeq and is a predicted model, not a curated record. Lineage: Eukaryota; Metazoa; Chordata; Aves; Falconiformes; Falconidae. Gene Ontology annotation, molecular function: protein binding. The transcript has 9 exons. The coding region runs from base 276 to 899 and encodes 207 amino acids.